Molecule: messenger RNA, 1029 nt
Organism: Melanotaenia boesemani (Boeseman's rainbowfish)
Lineage: Eukaryota; Metazoa; Chordata; Actinopteri; Atheriniformes; Melanotaeniidae
Product: vomeronasal type-2 receptor 26-like
Biological process (GO): G protein-coupled receptor signaling pathway
Cellular component (GO): membrane
Molecular function (GO): G protein-coupled receptor activity
Source: RefSeq, a predicted model, not a curated record
AUGCUAAUAGUCACCGAGAGCUAUCCUCCAAGUACCCGCAUUGCCAGAAAAAAAGGACAGCCUAAGUGCUGUUUUGACUGUGUCCCAUGUUCUGAAGGAAAGUUCAGUAACACAACAGAUUCUGUGGAGUGCAUCAGUUGUCCAGAGGAUUUCUGGUCCAGCCCUCAGCGUGAUCACUGCAUUCCUAAAAUAACAGAGUUCCUGUCCUAUCACGAACCUCUGGGUAUCUGCUUGACAACUGCUUCAUUGCUGGGAACAUUUAUUUGUACUGUUGUUUUAGGGAUCUUCACCUGCCACCGCAGCACACCUGUGGUACGAGCCAAUAACUCAGAACUGAGCUUCCUGCUUUUAGUGUCACUCAAACUGUGUUUCCUGUGUUCACUGCUUUUCAUCGGACGACCCAGACUGUGGACAUGCCAACUGAGACAUGCAGCAUUCGGGAUCAGCUUUGUGCUUUGUGUGUCAUGCAUCCUGGUUAAAACCAUGGUGGUGUUGGCUGUUUUCAAAUCCUCCAAGCCAGGAGGUGGAGCCAAUCUCAAGUGGUUUGGUGCGAUGCAGCAGAGAGGAACAGUUUUUGUUCUUACUUCUAUUCAAGCAGCAAUCUGCACUGUAUGGAUUGUCACAGUCUCGCUAGUCCCCCAUAAAAACACACAAUACCACAAUAACAAGAUAAUUUAUGAGUGUGUUGUUGGGUCUACAGUAGGUUUCGCAUUGUUGCUGGGCUAUAUUGGCUUACUUGCUGUCAUCAGUUUCCUGCUUGCAUUUCUGGCAAUGAAUCUGCCAGAUAGUUUUAAUGAGGCUAAACUCAUCACAUUCAGCAUGCUGAUCUUCUGUGCUGUGUGGGUGGCCUUUCUUCUUGCUUAUAUUAACUCUCCAGGCAAAUAUGCAGAUGCAGUGGAGAUAUGCAUACUGUUCUCCAGUUUUGGUCUCUUGGUGGCACAGUUUGGAGCCAAAUGUUACAUAAUCUUGCUGAGACCAGAAAAAAACACAAAGAAAGCUAUCAUGGGCCACACUACCAACAAGACAUAA